GCUGUGACAACUUGCAGCGCGGGAGAUUUCUUCCUGGUUGAGUGUUGACACGUUUUCUGCUGCUGACAGAGCUGUCUUGUAUCCCACAGCUUCGAAAAAGUCCGUGAUUCAGCCUUACUCUGGACGAUGGAACAAGAAAACAACAACCAGACGCCAGUUCUUCAGAACGGCAGUGUAAUUACAAAGAGGGAGGACUACCUGGAAUGGCCGGAGUAUUUUAUGGCUGUGGCCUUCCUGUCAGCUCAGAGAAGCAAGGACCCAAGCUCGCAGGUUGGAGCCUGUAUAGUGAACCAGGAGAAUAAGAUUGUUGGUAUCGGUUACAAUGGUAUGCCCAAUGGUUGUAACGAUGACUUAAUGCCAUGGUCCCGAGCAGCUGACAACCGUUUGGACACAAAGUAUCCUUACGUGUGUCACGCAGAGCUGAAUGCCAUUAUGAACAAGAACAGCGCUGAUGUGAAGGGCUGCACUAUGUACGUGGCUCUAUUCCCCUGCAACGAAUGUGCCAAGCUCAUCAUCCAGGCAGGCAUUAAAGAAGUCAUCUAUUUUUCUGAUAAGUACCAUGAAAGCCUAGAGAUGACUGCUUCCAGAAAGUUACUCAACAUGGCAGGCAUAGGAUACACGCAGUUCAAGGCCAGGAGGACUCAGAUUGUCAUUGAUUUUAAUUCCAUUAACCACCCUGGAAUGCUGAGCAGCACGGCCAAGUCAAAAUGAAAACCGCUCACCUUGGGGAGCCGCUGAAUGAGGAAGGGAGGCUGGGGAGGAGAGCAAGAAUGAAGAGAUUGAAAGAGACUUUGAUGCCUCUCUCUCUGUCUUCUUGCCCCCUGCUUUGUCCAAAGGAAAAACUCAAGGAUACCACGACUUUGGCGUCUUUUGAUAUUUUUCAUAAACGGGAAAUUCAAGAAAGUUUAAUUUGAUGCUUCGCCCUCUAUGGCUCAGUGUGGUAAAGGGUCUGCCUUUCUGUUUUCAUCUCUUAGUUUUUCCCACUUUUUUCCUUUUAAAACUCCCUUUAGCCUGUAGAAAUGUACAAGGGCUGUCAAUACACUGACCUAACCGUUAAGAAAAAGUUUUCAUUUGUAAACCUUUUGUUGCAUGGAUCCUCUCAUGGCUCUCCAUACAAGAGAAAACCUACAGUAAAAUCAGAUUCUUGACAAAAUAGUUCCCACACAUUUUUCCAGGUAUGGUAUGGGGGAAAAAUCCCCUCGUUAGAGAGCCUUCUGAGAAUUUGAUAUGUUUCUGUAGGAUUCAGUAUCAUUCAGAAUGACAUGUUUGAACAAAUUUGCCAGAUUAGAGACACUGAUGGAAGAUCAGUGUUUAGAUGUCAUCGUUUUCUGCUGCUGAGUGAUUAAAAAGGCUGGUUGAAUUCCAUGUGAUCUUUUUUUUUUUUUUUUUUUAAAUCUUCGAUUCUUAAUAAAUUAUAAAUAUGGAUCAGAAGUCAAUGUAUAGAUUCUUAUCAGGCGUAUAGGUUAUAGUUUAAAUAACUGAAAGUUUAUAUUCUAAAACUAUUGAUAAACACUUGUAUUGUGAAUCAUUUGAUUGUUUUUGGGUAGUUUUUACACUUGCUGUUGAACCAGAUUUCCUAAUUUCAGUGGGGUUUUUAUAUUUUACGUUAAGUAGUAUGGCUAUUGGAGCAUAAUCUAGCCUUGAAUUCUUUUUAAUGCAAUAGUCCAAAGAGAUUCAUAGUGUCUAUACUUGACAUAGUGGAGUUUCUUUUGUAAUUGCUUAGUGCAGUCAAGAGUGGCAAUAGGCAAUUUAAGCAGUUUACUAUGUACAUGAUUCAAAGCAGUGGAAUCCAAAGAGCCCAUGGUUCGAAAGCAAGACUGGUGAAUACAAAGAGGCAACAGAUGUGCCGUUAAUAACCACUCAGGCUGUAUCCACAUGGAGAUUCUUUUUCAUUUUUUGGUCACUGAAAAUGCUCUCCGAUGUUGUCGCACAUCACAAGAUCUCACCUGCAUGAUCAGUCACACAAGUGAAUCACAUUCGGUUAUUCUUAGCAGCUUGUAUUUAUUUGGUACGUUUUGUCCAUAUAAACCACUCAUCCUUGUUUUUAUCAUUUGACUUCAUAUUCUGGAUAGUUUUGAAUGUUUUUAAGAUGUUUUGAAACCAGAUUUGCUCUUGCAUUUGUAGCUAAUGGAUGUCAACCUAACCGAAGCCUUAACUCCCCAGUGUCUUUGAGCAUGCUCAUGUCAUGAAGAUGUAUGAAUUUUUACAUUCCCCGGUGUAAAAAUAUUUUUGAUAAUGCUACCCUUUGGACAAUGUUAAAAAGGAUAAAAUUGGGUUUUCAAAAAUCCCCUUGUGGACAUAGCCUAAAACUGCUGUUUUUAUUGUAGAGUUCCACCUUGUGGCAAAAAGGCUGCCAGAAGCAUGUUCAUUUGUAUUGGUUUUUGGGGAAAACAUUCCCUCCCAAAGGUUGCCUGCUGACUGUACACUAAAAGUAAGCUUGUGGCUUGUGACUUUACAUACAUUACGCAACUAUGUAAAUUCAUGUUGUCAUUCCUCCAGUUGUGUCAGCUGUUGGUGCAGUGGAAGUCAAUAAAACCUUGGGACUUCAAGAA
Molecule: messenger RNA, 2552 nt
Organism: Myripristis murdjan (pinecone soldierfish)
Lineage: Eukaryota; Metazoa; Chordata; Actinopteri; Holocentriformes; Holocentridae
Gene: dctd
Product: dCMP deaminase
Exons: 6
Coding region: 127-711 (194 amino acids)
Cellular component (GO): cytoplasm
Molecular function (GO): dCMP deaminase activity; zinc ion binding
Source: RefSeq, a predicted model, not a curated record